GAAACAUGGCCGUGGUGUGUUGGCUGUGAGAUGCCCAGGGACCCGUUGUGAUUCUAUCGAUCAACCGAGAUACUUCCACCAUCUCUACUCGUGACGCCGUUCGGACGCACUGAGGUGAGGGAGGGCACCCAGGAGGGCAGGAGGGCAUCAGCAAUGACAGCCUGUGUGGUUCCUGUGUGUGUGUGUUGUGACAGAUCUGUGACUCACAAGGCUGGCAAGAAACAGUAAAGGUGAGGGAAGGAAAAGCGGGGCCAACUUGAAACUAUGAGUGGUCUCACUUGUUUCUUGCAGAUGUCAACUGCUCGUGACGGCCCUCCCAUAUCUAGCGUAUCGUCAUCCGCUGCAUCGGCUGCAGCUGCCGAUGGUGGGGGCGGCAUCGCUGCAGAAGGGCAGGCACAGCUAGGUCUCUGUGUGUGUGUGUGAUUGUGUUGCAGGUGCCAGCAGUGUGUCGUGUGGCAGUCAGCACCACCAGCAGCAUCAGUAUGGUCGCCUUAUCAGUGCCGCUGAUGAGCCUGAAGAGGCGGUGCCCACAGUUGCCGAGUACGUCAGGAGUUACUCACAGCUGGCGGCCCUCAUCGACGCCCAUCCGACCCAAUUCACCGCCGCCGUCCUGCUGCCCAUCCUCACACGACUGCUGCCCGUCGUUGUGGAGGCCAUCUUCGGCGGUCUGGUGGAGGUUCCGAUGCCUCAGUUGACUCAAGGUGCGGCCAUCAUUGUGGCCACCACACGUCGGCUCUUCAUCCUCGAGAGAGGCGGCAACUGGGACAGAUGGCGGCCAGUGCUGGAGAUGCUGUACUUGCUGCAAGGAAGGAGGCCUGUGGUGCUGAGUGGCGACGACUUCGGUGUGUUCGCCACUCGCGCGGCCUUUGUGAGUGAGACGGAGGCCGUCCGGCAGUGGAAGAUACUCAGCCGGGGGAUCACUGUCACUGAUGGAGAACAACAGAGACAGCUGAUGUAUGGCAACGGCAUUCUCCCCCUUAGCUCGAUGUCCCACGAUCUCCCAACCCUCCUCACCGCGACCAGUCCCCCUGUAUCUGACGCAUUCGACCCCGCCGACCCGCCCACUAAACUGCGCGGCUUGACCCACCCCAGCUACACAUCAAUGGUGGCCUUCGUCUUAGUCGGCUGGCUGUUCCAACGCGGCCACAUCCCUUGCAUCAAAUCCUGGUGGUCUGACAGUCCUGAGUCUGCUUCAUCCCGGCGUGUGUGGGAGCUGCUGGCAGCCUCUCCCAGUGAUGAGACACAGUGGGCGGCGGGGGCGACCGUGUUCGAGAAGCCGCUGAUCAGUGGGGGGUGUGAUCGGCUGGUGGUGUUCGGCAGUGAGGUAAUGGGCGACGGCCACAUGGCACUCAUUAAGCUGGUCGAUCGGGAGAUCCGACGGGACAUUUUCAUCUACACGACCGAGUCGGGCCCCCACGACCACACACGCACCGUCGUGACGAGAGUGCUGGGGGAGCAGGUGUGGGACAUGGAGUGGUCGUGGGAGGUUGACGACGGGCGAGCGACGGCCAAUAAGUGCAGAUGCACUGUGAUGUAAUCGAGGGGCUUUACCAUGUGUGUCGAUUGUCCAUCCACGACAGGGGGAUGCACGUGUGGUGGUGUGCUUGACGGUUAGCUGAAGGGGAGACAACCAGCCAGACAGCCAGACAAAGGAUUUUUGUUCUCUGCCCGUCUGCUUGCUGGGAAUGUCCGUCUGGUGAGCGAGGCAUGGCGUGACUGACCUGUGUGUAUCUUAAUGGAACACCGUGCUUUGGAUAAACGAAAUGAAAGACAGUGAAAAGGUAAGCUAACACCCUUGAUGGCACCACAUUGACGAACCAACGUCGUCCCGCUCGCUUACGUUUGUUUGCCUGAAUGUCCCUGUCUGUGCAUGUGUGUGGCCAAUCGCUUGCGUGUGUGCGUGCCUUUCGCUCCAUAUA
Vitrella brassicaformis is the source of this 1919-nucleotide messenger RNA. The record is from the annotation of a GenBank genome assembly. NCBI's taxonomy places the organism in Eukaryota, Vitrellaceae.